GCUUUUCUUAUCUCCGCCCUAAAGGUAGCCCCGAUUAUUGCUGACUUAAGCAUCGGAGUGUCUACCCCGAGUUCCACCUCGGGGCUUUGCAGGUCAUUCCGAAGUGCGAGUGCGGACUGAAGAAGGACUUCUGGUUUGGUGCAAUUACACCAUCCCUUCCAUAAGCUCGUAAUGAGCGUGGUCAAAAUUCAUUGAUCAUUGCCCAAUGAUUUGCUAUUAAAUCGAUGGAGUACAAAAAAAGUCUAUUUAGAAUAAAAGAAUUAGAGUAGA
Molecule: messenger RNA, 270 nt
Organism: Rubroshorea leprosula
Lineage: Eukaryota; Viridiplantae; Streptophyta; Magnoliopsida; Malvales; Dipterocarpaceae
Source: the annotation of a GenBank genome assembly